This is a messenger RNA of Lolium rigidum, 1877 nucleotides long. Its product is annotated as beta-glucosidase 12-like. The coding region runs from base 42 to 1625 and encodes 527 amino acids. Gene Ontology annotation, molecular function: beta-glucosidase activity. The transcript has 13 exons. NCBI's taxonomy places the organism in Eukaryota, Viridiplantae, Streptophyta, Magnoliopsida, Poales, Poaceae. The record is from RefSeq and is a predicted model, not a curated record. Gene Ontology annotation, biological process: carbohydrate metabolic process.
GCCUGCAAUAGGUCCACAGCGACGACCCGAUCACCCCAUACAUGGCUGCAGGAGAGCUGGCGACGAUGCCGGCUGGUGCUGUCCUCAUAUUUCUCCUUCUGGCUGUCGCUUCCGCUGCCUACGACGGCGUCGGAUCGGAGUCGGUAAGCCGGAGGAGCUUCCCCAAGGGCUUCCUCUUCGGGACGGCCUCCUCGUCCUACCAGUAUGAGGGUGGUGCGAUGGAGGGAGGCAGGGGACCAAGCAUCUGGGACAACUUCACUCACCAAUACCCAGAUAAAGUUGCCGACAGAAGCAACGGGGAUGUGGCAGUGGACUCUUACCAUCUUUACAAGGAAGAUGUGCGCCUCAUGAAGGAUAUGGGAGUGGAUGCAUACAGGUUCUCCAUCUCAUGGACAAGAAUUCUUCCAGAUGGGACUCUGAGAGGUGGAGUGAACAAAGAAGGCAUAAAAUAUUAUAAUAACUUGAUUAAUGAGCUACUAUCCAAAGGGUUGCAGCCAUUUGUGACCCUUUUUCACUGGGACUCACCUCAGGCGUUGGAAGAUGAAUAUGAAGGGUUUCUUAACCCUAAUAUUAUAAAUGACUAUAAGGAUUACGCUGAAGUCUGCUUCAGAGAGUUCGGAGAUCGAGUGAAGCACUGGAUUACAUUCAACGAGCCAUGGUCGUUUUCUGUCGCGAGCUAUGCUAUGGGAAUUUUUGCGCCAGGCCGGUGCUCCUCUUGGGAGUUGGGGAAAUGCAGCGUUGGAGAUUCAGGAACAGAGCCUUACAUUGUAGGCCACCAUCAGCUACUCGCCCAUGCAGCAGCCGUCAGAUUAUACAAACAAAAAUACCAGGACGCCCAGAAGGGGAAGGUUGGGAUAACUCUAGUCUCAAACUGGUAUGUUCCCUUCUCACGUUCGAAGUCCGACAAUGCUGCAGCGAGGCGCGCUAUAGACUUCAUGCUCGGAUGGUUUAUGGACCCUCUCACGAGAGGAGUCUACCCUCAUAGCAUGAGAAAACUGGUCGGUAAUCGCUUGCCACGGUUCACAAAGGAACAAUCUAAGUUGGUCAAGGGUGCAUUCGACUUCAUUGGAAUCAACUAUUACACUGCAAACUAUGCUGAUAGCCUUCCCCCGUCAAAUGGACUGAAGACUAGCUACAAUACCGAUGCUCAAGCUAAUCUUACCGGUGUUCGAAAUGGUGUCCCCAUAGGUCCUCAGUCUGGUACACCUUGGAUCUACGUCUACCCUCAAGGCUUCCGUGACCUGCUGCUUUAUGUCAAGGACAACUACGGCAAUCCCACUGUCUACAUCACUGAAAACGGUGUUGGUGAAACCAACAACAAGAGCCUAACUAUCCAGGAAGCCCUCGAUGAUUACGGCAGGAUAGACUACUACCACAAGCACCUUCUUGCGCUACAGAGUGCCAUAAGGUCGAUUAGAGCACCGCCUACAGUCUACAGAGUGUCAUACAAGGACGGCGCAAACGUGAAGGGGUACUUCGCAUGGUCACUGCUUGACAACUUCGAAUGGGCGAGCGGGUACACGGUUAGGUUUGGGUUACACUUCGUGGACUACAUCGAUGGGCAGAAGCGGAAGCGGUAUCCCAAGAAGUCAGCACGCUGGUUCAAGAAGUUCCUCAAGCGAUGAUCGACAUGCAUAUAUCUGGCAACCACGCGAUGGAGGCAGUGUUACAAUAGAGGAUUGGCUGAUUGUACUAUCAUGUGUGCUGCACGGUAUUACCCCUUGUAUUGGUCGUAAUGACGCUGUAAUAAUUUCUGCUGAAUUUGCAAGGUUUAGACCAACUGACUGAACGUAUGCCUGCAGCAUUUUUGUAGCAUUGCCCAAUUUGGUACCACCUCUGUUCACAUUUAAUCAACGCGGGACGGCAAGUUAUUUCUA